AUGCCUGUCGCGAAAGAGCAAGUCGGCGACGUACCUGAAGGCCUAGUUCCAGCCAUCAAACUUGAACCUCCGCCUGGGUUCGAACAAGAUGAGUGGGAGCAGCUUACCGAUGGAUUUGCGUGUGAAGCUGACGAGAUUGACGGUAUCUUAGAUCAAAGAGGUAGUGGGGGUUCACGAAAAGGCCGACCUAUCAAUUUGAGCGUCCCCUAUACUGGCUCUCUGAGUGGUAGCGCCUGUGCUAUUGCUCAACGUGAACGCAAAGCUCUUUUCGAUAAAGAGGAGAAGGUACUUGAAAGCGUUAGAACAGCCGACCGCUCCGCGAAGUACCAACUGAAGAAAUCGCUUUUGCAACAGCCUAAGUAUAAAUUAGCAAAUAGUGCUAGAGAGGCUAAGCUGCUAGAGAAAGAGUGGGAUAUACUUUCAGAGAAGCGGUUUACCCAGAAAAAGUCUGCUGAAUGGCUAGAGACAAACCUAACUCAUGUGCAUCGUAAAUGGGAUGCGAUCACUAAGCAGGUGGAUAUGAGAAAACACGAGAUCACGAUUGCGAAAGUGCUUAGCAAAGAUGACAAGCCCACCCAUGACAUUAGUGGUAGAGGAAUAGCAAGAAUUUACGGCUCAGGUGGUGUUUUGCAAAAGAUUCUUCGAAAGACCUAUCAAGAAGGAUUAGCAAAGCUUAACAACAACGACUUUGAGAGCAAGGAGGCUAAGAGAGAGUUUGAGAAGUUCGUGGAGGAACUUACACCUGAUGAGAUGAAAGUCGUAACUGAUAAUGACUGGCAGCAACGGGAGCCACCUAGCAUUCUCGACUUACUUGGUGACGCUGAUAUUGAGCUGGAGGGUGAUAAGCCGUACGUUAAAGGUGACGAUAGCGAUGAGUGUGAAGAAGAGGUUGACUAUGACUCUGAUCUUGAGGAGCAUUUCAAUUCACUUGAAGACGAGUACGAGGAUGACGACCAGUGGGCUGCUGUACAGAAGCAGGCAGCGCUUGAGGAGUCUGAGGAAUCUGAGGACUCUGAAUUUGAGGGGUUUCCGGAUUCUGAUGCCGCUUCUGAGUCUGAUAAUUAG
Messenger RNA from Pyrenophora tritici-repentis Pt-1C-BFP, 1065 nucleotides. Lineage: Eukaryota; Fungi; Ascomycota; Dothideomycetes; Pleosporales; Pleosporaceae. The record is from RefSeq and is a predicted model, not a curated record.